This is a messenger RNA of Theileria parva strain Muguga, 2184 nucleotides long. RefSeq lists its product as uncharacterized. Lineage: Eukaryota; Apicomplexa; Aconoidasida; Piroplasmida; Theileriidae. The transcript has a single exon. Bases 1 to 2184 code for a protein of 727 amino acids. The record is from RefSeq and is a predicted model, not a curated record.
AUGGGAGCGCCUCAAGAGGAUAAUGAUGCUCGCCAGCUAUUGAAGAUUGUGACGUACAUUUUUGCUGGCUUGUCAAUGAUGCUUAAUAUUAGGUUAACCUACAGUGCUGCUCCAUAUGCUCUGCUAAGGUUUAAACUUCCUGAGAAUUUGUUCAGUAUAUUCGUCAGGAAGAUGGCAAGUUCGCUUGAAGUUUGGUGUCUACCAAGCAUGCUAAUAGGUAAUCUUAUUGAACUUACAGAUAAAUACAUUGAUGGUGGACAUGAACAGAGUCAAUAUUCUGAUGCUAUCAAGUAUGAUGUUGAUGGUAGUAAUCUUGGUGCGGGACUUAGGCUUAAAGCUGAAGAACUACAGAUUGCUGCUACGGCACUUAAAGAUAAGGCUACCAGUGUUGGUGGUAGUCUUAGUACACUUAAAGGUAAUGCCGAAACUCUAGCCACUUCAGCUGGAAAACUAGCUGGCGGUACUGUUAGUAAUGCUGACAAUGUAAUAGACAAAUACGACACAUUAGAAGGUACAUACAAUGGACUAACUACUGAUAAGGAUAAGGUAGAAACUGAAUUUAAAGUUGUCAGUCAUAUAUACGAACGAAUGCUCAACGUGAAGAAAGCUAACCUACUCAAGGGUCAAGUUGGUAAUGGUAAUGAUACUAAGAUUUGGAAGAAGGCCAAGGAACUACAUACUAAAGCCAACACACUAGCCACUGCCAGUAAACUUCAAACUGGUCAAGAAGAACUUAAAAAACUUGCAGAAGCACUUGCUAAUGCUGUAGGAGCCAGUGAUUCAGUAGGUCUCCGAAAGGCUCUCUCAGAUCUCAGUAGUGCUAGUGAAAGUGAUAAAGCAGAUUUUUUUAAGAAGGCCAUGGAAGUCAUCGCAAAGUACAACGAAGUUAACAAUGCCUACAAAGCUGUUAAGGCAAAAGAAGAUAGUGGAAGUCAAUAUACUAGUGCUCUUGCUGGUGAAACACAGAAAUAUGAACAAGUUACAUCUAAUUUCGGAGCACUUCAAGGAGCCUACAAUGCUGGCAAGUGUAAGGCUAUCAAACUUAUUUAUGACAAACCUGUGAUUAGAUAUUCUUCUAUAUUUUGGACUUGGAUGAAUUUUCUCACAUUUGUUAUUCUAUUUUUCGUGUUUAUUACCGGUGGUGACCAGGGCCAUGUCACCUUAUUUUACUGGGUUAUUGCUGCGUCUGGGUUUGUGUUUGGUAUCUAUAUGGUCAUGGUCUAUGCUAUGGAGUGGUGGUUCCUAAAUUGGUACAUGAUCGGUGAAAACUCUUUCCCCAUUGUUACAUCAUUUAUGCAUUACGUAUCUAUUCUUAUGUUUGGUAACAGGAGGAAGUGGAACACUGACUAUAUAGCAGUAAUUAUUGACAUGACUAUCUCAAGCAUAAUUGCCCUUGUAGCAGCAACUUUGUGGACAUACUGCUAUAAGGAUCCUCCACCAUUUGAAUAUGAUGCACCCAGUUCCAUUAAUCCAGCUAUAGUGUCUCCUGUCAUCAUGGUCCUCGUAGGUAUGGGUGUUGUCUAUGCCGUUUAUCCCGCAAUCGCACCAGGAAUGAUAGUACCUUUUUACCUUAUUGACAAGAUUGAAAUGGUACUUCUUAUCCUAACAUGUUUCCCACCAGUCAUUGUGGCAGUUGUUUCUAGAGAGAAAUACACUGAGUCACCCAAGGCAGAAUGGGCCAAACCUUCAGUUGUUUGGGAACCUAAUACUGACAACAGGUUUUGGCAUACUUUUAUCCUUAUCCCACCAUUUCAAAUCUGUUUGACGGUAAUAUUUAUUUAUUCACUUCACUACAGAGAAUCAUCCCUAUCCCGUUCCAUUAUUAACCAGCCUAAGACAUCCACAUGUCUGGCAAUUCUAUUUUAUAUGUGUCAUGAAAUUCAACUGGCCGUAGGAUUUCCAGGUAUGGUUGGGAACAAGGGAGGUGACCACGUUAUGUUACCAACACAAUAUGCUGGUGCGUUACUCAUGAUAUUCUUAGCGUUGUAUUCUGAAGGUUAUAUUACUGAGUAUAAACGUCAUGACCCAAGUAGAUGGCCUACUACAGGAAUGACUAAGUGGAACGCUUUCUGCUACUGGACUAAAAGAGCUUCUAAAAUCUGUAAUCACAAUAUAGCAUCACUGUUCACCAGGGAUCUACGUAAAGACCUGUUACUCUGUAUUCAGACUAAUGAGUUAAUAUAA